Rhipicephalus sanguineus (brown dog tick) is the source of this 1035-nucleotide messenger RNA. RefSeq names its product dermonecrotic toxin SPH. The transcript is spliced from 6 exons. Bases 21 to 1016 code for a protein of 331 amino acids. NCBI's taxonomy places the organism in Eukaryota, Metazoa, Arthropoda, Arachnida, Ixodida, Ixodidae. Gene Ontology annotation, molecular function: phosphoric diester hydrolase activity. The record is from RefSeq and is a predicted model, not a curated record. Gene Ontology annotation, biological process: lipid metabolic process.
CAGGAGUGAAACGACGGAUCAUGUGUGCGAAGCUACUGACGACCGUUGUUGCUCUGCUGACCGCUCCUCAACUCGCGAGCGGCUCGGGUCGGAGGCCCAUCUACAACAUUUACCACAUGACGAACGCCAUCUGGCAAGUGGACGAAGGCAUGGAGCUGGGAGCGAACGCCAUCGAAUCUGACGUCACCUUCGACAACAACGGUACCGCACUAUGGUUCUUCCACGGCGUGCCGUGCGACUGCGCCCGCUGGUGCGAGCGUUACGAAGAAGUGCCGGCGCUUCUGCGGUAUCUCCGACGGACCACGGACGGGGGCAUCUACGAAAAGAGCCUUGCACUUCUCUUCUUGGAUCUGAAGACUUCUAGUCUCUAUUCGGACAAAAAGUACAAUGCGGGCGUCGACAUCGCGAAUAAGCUUCUGAAUCAUCUCUGGCUUGGAGUCCCUGUCAAGAGGGCGUUGAACGUUCUCCUGUGCGUACACAGCGUGGGCGAUAAGGAACUAUUCCGGGGAGCCAUCAAAACCAUCCAUCGCCAAAGGCCCGAGAUGAUCGAGAAGAUAGGAUUCGACGUCAGCAACAACGACGAGCUGGACACCAUCGGAAACAUGUACCGGGAACUCGGCAUUGAAGGCCAUCGGUGGCAAGGGGACGGUGCCACGAACUGCUUGUCUUUCCUGCGAGCGACGGGGAGGAUGAACAGCAUCGUCAAAAACCGCGACGCUGGAGAAGCAUCUAGCUACGUCGACAAAGCUUACCAGUGGACCAUCGACAUCCCUGAUCAGCUCCGGCUGUCGCUAAGGCGAGGCGUGGACGCCAUAAUCACAAACAAGCCGGACCGUCUGGCGAGCGUUCUCAAGGAGAACGAAUUUAGAAGCACGGUGAGACUCGCCAACGCCUCGGACAACCCGUGGACUCGCUUCGGAUGCCGCUACAACUGCGACAGGAUUCCCUUCGUUUCGGGGGACGCUGCUGACGACGACGAUGGAGUCGCUUGGGCCGGCGUGCCCGCAGCAGAAUGAGUGCGUACGGUCAUAGGCG